AUGUCAGACAAUUCUACAUGUCCGCCAAUUAAUAUUAGAAGAUGUUCUUGUACUAGUGAAGGACUUUCACCAAAAAAAUCUAUCACAUCGCCAAGUUGGGAUCGACGACCUUCGAAAAUACUUGAUGAGAACCAUCUGCCGAAACAACUUCUCGUCCAACAUCAUCACAAUGAUGGCGCUUUCCUCCGAAAUAUUUCAGCUACGGAACUUGUCCUUGAAGUUGAAGAAACAGCUAGUACACAACAAAUCGGUGCUCCGUCUGCUCUCCCAGAGUCUCGGGUUCUCGUCCUCUACACUGGUGGAACCAUUGGAAUGAAAACUACAGAUGGAGUGUAUUGCCCGGUCCCUGGAUAUCUCCCGGAAGUUCUUCGUGACAUUCCACCACUCAAUGAUCGUCGUUAUAUCGAGGAAAGCUACUCUACUGUGGCUGUUCGUCCUUACUCACUACCACCAGUCCGGCACAUGAAGAAACGGGUUGUAUACUGGAUUGUCGAAUAUGAGCCACUUCUUGAUUCUUGUGACAUGACAUUUGACGACUGGAUUCGUAUAGCUACUGACAUCAAAAAAGCUUACCAUAAAUACGAUGGAUUCGUUGUUCUUCACGGAACUGAUACUCUCGCCUACACUGCAAGUGCACUCUCUUUCAUGAUGGAAAACCUUGGAAAACCUGUUAUUAUUACUGGAAGUCAAAUUCCAGUCGCUGAAGUUCGAUCCGACGGUAUGGAGAAUUUGAUUGGAGCAUUGAUAACUGCUGGUAACUUUGACAUUCCGGAGGUUUGUGUCUACUUCAACAACAAAUUGAUGCGAGGAAAUCGAACAGUCAAAUUAGAUAAUUCUGCACUCGAGGCUUUCGACAGCCCAAACAUGACUCCAUUGGCACAAAUGGCAAUCAACAUCAAAAUAAACUACGACUCAAUCUUUCGAAGUGACAUGGUAGCCGCAUUCACAGUACACGAGAAUCUCUGCCGUGAUGUUGGAAUGCUUCGGAUCUUUCCAUCAAUGACAAUCGAAUCAGUUCGUGCUUUCCUUCAGCCACCGACCAGGGGAGUCAUUCUACAAACUUUUGGAUCCGGAAAUAUGCCCACGAGACGACAAGACAUUAUCUUGGCACUUAAGGAAGCGAUAGCACGCGGCGUGAUGGUCGUUAACUGUUCGCAAUGCCUCAAAGGACAAGUUGAUGUAAACUAUGCAACGGGUAAAAUUCUUUACGACAUUGGAGUGAUUCCUGGAUCCGAUAUGACGUCAGAGGCAGCUAUGGCGAAGUUGUGUUAUGUAUUGGGAAAGGAUGAAUGGGAUUUGCCAAUGAAGAGAAGUAUGCUACAAGCAAAUCUUCGUGGUGAAAUGACCGUUGCAACAGGAGGAGCGAUGCGCGAGCUCGAUAUCAUUCCCCACAUCGCCAAAUGUCUCCGAGUGUCUUCUUCACAAGAAGUUCAACUUCUUCGUGACAUUAUCCUGCCACCGAUGUUCUGUAAUGCGGCCAAAACGAAUGAUGUUGAAAUUUUGAAGUCAUUGAAAGCAGCCGGAGUGAAUUUCUCAGCAACUGAUUACAAUCUUCGUACUGCUCUUCACGUUGCUGCUUCAAAUGGAAAUAUCGAAUCUGUUAAUUAUUUGCUCAAAAUAGGAACCAAUGUGCACAUAAAAGACAUGUUCGGCUAUAAUGCACUUGUAUGUGCUGUCAAAGCGAAAGCUAUGAACUGUAUCGUCGCCAUUCGGGAAGCUGGAGGUUUCAUAGACGCCUCUUCGCAGAAAAUCGGCGUUGAACUGUGUUUGGCCGUGUACCAAAAUGACAUCGAAAUUCUAAAGUGCAAUGAAGCGGCCGGUACAAAUAUGGCAGAAAAGGAUUAUGACAAUCGGACAGCAUUGCAUGUGGCUGCCUCGCUCAACAAAACAGAGAUUGUUGCCUAUCUCCUACAAUGUGGGCUGAAUCCAUAUGAAAAAGACGACUUUGGAAUCACACCAAUCGAUGAGGCAAGACGACGAAACCUGUUGACUCUGGUGGAUAUGAUGGAAGCUCACAAACCAACACCGACUGAAAAUGGCGACGGAGUGUUCCAUAUGGAUUAA
This is a messenger RNA of Caenorhabditis remanei, 2064 nucleotides long. RefSeq lists its product as uncharacterized. Bases 1 to 2064 code for a protein of 687 amino acids. Lineage: Eukaryota; Metazoa; Nematoda; Chromadorea; Rhabditida; Rhabditidae. The transcript is spliced from 12 exons. Gene Ontology annotation, molecular function: asparaginase activity; protein binding. The record is from RefSeq and is a predicted model, not a curated record. Gene Ontology annotation, biological process: amino acid metabolic process.